Molecule: messenger RNA, 843 nt
Organism: Anastrepha ludens (Mexican fruit fly)
Lineage: Eukaryota; Metazoa; Arthropoda; Insecta; Diptera; Tephritidae
Exons: 1
Coding region: 1-843 (280 amino acids)
Source: RefSeq, a predicted model, not a curated record
AUGCCUGGAGAUAGCGAAUCGAGCGGGACUUCACAGUCAAGCAAUACAUCAUACGUGAGUACUGUUAAUUUUAUGCCUUUACCAGAAAUCAGUCGGAUUACAAUAAAAGCACCGACAUUCGUUAAGAAAGAACCGGAUUUAUUUUUUAUACAAAUGGAAGCACAAUUCAUUAACGGUAGCAUUACUCGCGACAAUUCGAAGUAUAAUCAUGUAAUAUCUGUUCUCGAACCUGAGUAUUUAUCAAUGGUUUCUGACUUGAUUCGUAGUCCUCCCGCGGAAAACAAAUAUGAAUCACUUAAAAACCGUCUAAUUAGUGAAUACACUCAAUCUGAUCAAAGGAAACUCAGAGUUUUACUCACUGAAAUCGAACUUGGUGAUGACAAACCGUCACAUUUGCUACGCAAAAUGCGUGAUUUAGCCAAAAAUGCUCUCACCGAUGAGGCAAUCAAGUCCCUUUGGAUUGAACGUUUACCGGAAAACGUUCGUGCCGUCGUGGCAAUUUCAAACGACGACCUCAAUACCUGUGCUACCUUAGCAGAUAAAGUUGUCGAAUUGACUGCCCCAAAACUAAUUUCGGAGAUCAAAUCGGAUAACACACUCCUUCAAUUGAACGCUCGUAUCGAUGAAUUAGCCAAAUCUUUUCGCGAAUUUAGAGCGAGCAGAAACAAUAGUCCAAACAAAUCCCAGAAGUCACACAAUUCGAGUCGUUCACGUUCCAAAUCUCGUAAUAAAAGACCGUAUUGUCGAUUUCAUUAUCGUUUUGGGGCCAUGGCACGCAAGUGUGAACAGCCAUGCGCAUUCAAAAAGCCCGAUGACAAAAGUGAUGAACAUUCAAAAAACUAA